AUGGUGCCCGGAGAGUGCGAAGAGCUGCUGGGCGCCCUGAGCCGCGCCACGGCCCGCCACCGGCUUGCGGUGCUCGGCCUCGGGGGCAUCGCCGACUGCGGCGCCCUGCGGGUCGGGCUGCGGAGGGCCCGCCGCCUUGCCCACCGGCUGGCCCUGGCCAGCUGCUCCCGGCUGGCCGCCGGCCUCCAGGCCCGGCCCCGCGGCCCCGACGAGCGGGCCCGGCUGCAGCGGCUCUGGCUCAUCCUGGACUCCCUUCUGGAGGGCCUGGCGAUGGACAUGCGGCGGACCCUGGCCCUGGCGCGGGCCUUCCCCCUGGCCCAGCCCGACGUGCGGGAGCUGCAGCGGGCCAUCCAGCAGCUGGGACAGGCGAUGCGGGAGCUGGAGCAGAAAGUCAGCGUCUCCCCCUGGACCGUGGAAGCCGCCCAGCCCCCGGGCGCCGAGCUGCGGGCCGCCCUGAGCGCCAGCGACUCCUCCUUGGCCCCCCCGUCGGUGGGCGAGGAGGGCCGGUCCUUCUGCCACAACGGCGGCCUGAGGUUGGGGGUCGUCUUCGGCGCCCUCCUCGGGGUCGCCAUCGUCCUGGCCGUCUGCCUGGGCCAGCUGGCCUGACCCGGCCGACCGACGGGCUGGACCCCGGAGGCUGGCGGAGGAGGGCCGUCGGAGAGGGGCCGGUGCUGG
Tachyglossus aculeatus (Australian echidna) is the source of this 675-nucleotide messenger RNA. It is a transcript of the gene RGS9BP, whose product is annotated as regulator of G protein signaling 9 binding protein. Gene Ontology annotation, cellular component: neuron projection; photoreceptor outer segment. The record is from RefSeq and is a predicted model, not a curated record. The transcript has a single exon. NCBI's taxonomy places the organism in Eukaryota, Metazoa, Chordata, Mammalia, Monotremata, Tachyglossidae. Gene Ontology annotation, biological process: detection of light stimulus involved in visual perception; G protein-coupled receptor signaling pathway. Bases 1 to 606 code for a protein of 201 amino acids.